CCCUCUAAAUCCUUUACUUUUUUGCUCUCAGGUGCAAAUAACAACUAUAAAACAGUAGAGGAAAGAUAAAUGGCAGAAAUCGAGAAAGAAAUAGAAUCGAUAAGAGCAGCUUCGAACGAGGUGUCUCGUCAGUUCAAAACCCUAAUCGAUGCGAAUGAUUUGGAUUCUCUCAGGCACUUGCAGCUCCUCAUCUUGGGAAGGCUACAAGACAGCAAUGCGGUCUUAUCUCAUUUUAACGACUACUCAGAACAUUGCUUUCCUGAGGUUUCCAGUGACUUUUCAAGAAAUACACGCAUGUUAAAAUCUAUGAAGUCAGACCUUGAUUAUAUCUUUCAAAAGCUCAGGAGCAUGAAGGCAAAAAUUAUGGCUACCUAUCCAGAUGCAUUUCCGGAUGAAUCAACUAGGGAAGUAUUUGACCAAAGACCGAACCUAGAAGUGCCUCAGUAGCUUUGCUAUAGAAUCUCCAGGUCUUCCUGUGCUUAUCCCCCUUGAGCUGUAUUAAAAAUGCACUUCCCCACAUUAAUCUGGUGAAUUUAAGAUUUUAUUAUUGUAGUGUUUUCUACAUGGAAUGAAUCUUGAUUGAUUGAUGAGAAAACUGAGAUCUUCCCUUGUUGCUAUUAUUAUAUGUACUUCUGCAAUGGUUGUAUGCAAUUAUGAUAUUUACCUCUAUGUUGGUUGAUAAUGCAUGGGAAAGAAAAAACACGGGAAGCUGAGAAAGCAGUCUGUUUUAUUAGUU
Hibiscus syriacus is the source of this 736-nucleotide messenger RNA. Its product is annotated as kxDL motif-containing protein 1-like. Lineage: Eukaryota; Viridiplantae; Streptophyta; Magnoliopsida; Malvales; Malvaceae. The record is from RefSeq and is a predicted model, not a curated record. Bases 70 to 447 code for a protein of 125 amino acids. The transcript is spliced from 3 exons. Gene Ontology annotation, biological process: lysosome localization. Gene Ontology annotation, cellular component: BORC complex.